AUGAAGAGAGAGAACCACACAGCGGUGAGUGAAUUUGUUCUCCAGGGGUUUUCCAACUUCCAGGAACACAAAAUCAUCCUCUUUGUGAUAUUUCUUACCUUGUACCUUUUGACUCUGGCUGGCAAUGUCAUCAUCAUGACAGUCAUCAGCUUUGCUCAUCACCUGCACACCCCCAUGUACUUUUUCCUUAGUGUUCUUUCCACUUCUGAGACCAUCUACACAUUGGUCAUUGUACCACGGAUGCUUUGCAGCCUCACAGGCCUAAGCCAACCCAUCUCCUUGGCUGGCUGUGCCACUCAGAUGUUCUUCUUCAUCACCUUGGCCAUCAACAACUGCUUCCUGCUCACAGCGAUGGGGUAUGACCGUUAUGUGGCCAUCUGCAAGCCUUUGAGGUACACAGUCAUCAUGAACAAGAAGGUGUGUGCCCUGCUCGUAUCAGGAGCUUGCAGCAUUGGGCUGUUGGUGGCCAUCAUUCAGAUUUCCUCUGUGUUCAGGCUGCCCUUUUGUGGCAGAGAGGUGGCCCAUUAUUUCUGUGACAUCCUCCCAGUUAUGAAACUCUCCUGUGCUGAUACCACUCUACACGACAUAAUUAAUUUUAUCAUCAGCUCACUUGUUAUUGUGGUUCCCAUGGGCCUGGUCUUCAUCUCCUAUGUCCUCAUUAUCUCCACCAUCCUCAAGAUCACCUCUGCCCAGGGCCGGAAGAAGGCCUUCGCCACCUGUGCCUCCCACCUCACAGUGGUCAUCGUCCACUAUGGCUGUGCCUCCAUCGCCUACCUCAAGCCCAAGUCCGGGAACACCAGGGAUCAGGACCAACUGAUCUCUGUGACCUACACCGUCAUCACCCCCCUGCUGAACCCAGUGGUCUAUACCCUGAGGAACAAGGAGGUCAAGGAUGCUCUUCACCAUGCUAUUUGCAAAACUCCUCUUGCUUAG
Molecule: messenger RNA, 933 nt
Organism: Suricata suricatta (meerkat)
Lineage: Eukaryota; Metazoa; Chordata; Mammalia; Carnivora; Herpestidae
Product: olfactory receptor 10J1-like
Exons: 1
Coding region: 1-933 (310 amino acids)
Biological process (GO): G protein-coupled receptor signaling pathway
Cellular component (GO): membrane
Molecular function (GO): olfactory receptor activity; G protein-coupled receptor activity
Source: RefSeq, a predicted model, not a curated record